Molecule: messenger RNA, 1961 nt
Organism: Diachasma alloeum
Lineage: Eukaryota; Metazoa; Arthropoda; Insecta; Hymenoptera; Braconidae
Product: cilia- and flagella-associated protein 36
Exons: 5
Coding region: 183-1247 (354 amino acids)
Cellular component (GO): ciliary base; axoneme
Source: RefSeq, a predicted model, not a curated record
UGACGAUUCGAUAAAAUUCUCCGACUGUUCUUUUCGCCUGGAGUUCAGUCUCGAAAAUUUCUCGAAUUACGUGAUUGUUGAACGCUCGUAGGAAGCAGUGAAAUUGUGACAGUUUCAUCGAUCGAUAAUUGACGAAAUAGGAGAGGAGAAAGUUGAAGGAGUGAGAGUAGAAAUUUCGGAUUAUGGGGAACGAAGACAGUGGCUGGGUGUUCGACUCCCUCGUGGGGUUCCUCAAAGGGCCCAUCUGGUCGUCCCCACUGCUGACGUUCGUCGAGGAGAGAUCAAUCAUUUUCGAGCCUGAAAUGGAGGACAACAAGGAGUACUUCGAGGCUUACCAAGAAUAUAAGAACUUGGUGGAUCUUCUGUUGGGUUCUUACAUGGAGGAUAUGGGAAUAACGCCCGAACAAUUCGAGCAUGCUUGCACUGUAAACAAACAGACGAAAAUACCAGUGCAGUUUCAACAGAGCCUGUUCGAACAAAUUUGGGCUGCGAACGAGUACCUGGUCUUCAAGCGAAUGAUGAUACAAAAAAAUUUGGAACUCCAGUUGCAAGCUCUCAGCAUGAUUGAACAGAAAUUCGGACUGACUCCAGCCUCACUGACCCGUGGACCAGACGCGCAUUUUCCUCAGGAGGAAUUAGUGAUGGACGAAUUACUCAGUAAGCAAUCGCAGGAGGAAGACCCGACAGAGGAGACCGAGGAGGACCUCAAGAAGGAGCACGAGAGGUUGGCCAACAAGUACGAGAGUGAGAAGGCGGCGUUGCAGGAAGCCCUAAAUAUCUCGACGAAUUCAUUACUUUCAUUUGCUGGGGGAAAAGAGCCUUCGGAGGAUUGCCAAGCGACUGGGGACCCCUGGGACGGCGAUUUAAUACCCGAGCUGUUGAAGAGACCUUCACCUCUGCCUUCAAUCUCCAAUCUACGAGAGAUUGAUGAGGGGAGAGAUGGAGGGGAAGCCCCACAAAUCGUUGAAAAAAAUCCUAUGCAGAUGGAACCGGAGAAUCAGGAAGAAAUGAGGAAAAGAGAGGAGUAUCUCAAGGAGAGAAGAGACCAAUUGGUAGCACUGAAGAAGCAGGCGCGCUGUCAGUACUUGGAAACAGUCAAGAGACGUCCAAGUACAGCGAGAAAUGUUGCUGAGGCCAGGAUGAAGGGGGAGUCGAACCUUGAGAACACUCCAGCACCGGAUCCAUCGAUUAUUCAAGUGCGUAAGGCACUCGCUGCUCGACUAAAAGCCGAAGUGGUCGAUCCAUAACAACUUCACAUCAUCGAUUGCCCAAGGGAUUUUUACUUCAUUGAUGUUUAAUUAUUUUAAUGAGGAUUAUUCAUUGAGAAGGGGAAUUGAUUGGCUUGCGUAGUGAAUUCGUAGGGGAUGAAGAAGUUGCUAUUGAAUAGAAUGUUGUAUUUAUUGUUCAAUUAAUUAAAUUAUCGUAGAGCAUUUUUGUUAGAAUGAAUUUAAAGGUGAUUGAUUAGAAUUUUUCCUGUUAAUUGUCUCAUUACCUCGAUAAUGAGUGGCUUUAUGGCAAAAUGUGAUAAAAUAUUUUGUUUAGGGAAGCAAAUUUCCUGCAAAAAAAGUCUUCUCACGUUUUUUCGUAAAUUCACUCGUUCACCAGAUAAAUUCACGCGAAUAAGAGCUCUCGCUCUACUAUUUAACGACAGAAUAACAGAUUUCAAGUGCUAAACCGAGCGAAAUAGGGGGGAAAACCGAAGUGCUCCAUGACAAAUGAUUUUUAAAAAUUAUUUUAUAUAAUUUGUGACGCAACACCGAGGUCAGACCGUGAGAAAUGCAGGAAUGACGUCAGUGGCGAGAAAUUUACACAAAAUUAUCUUUAUUGAUACUUGCAUUACUCCCAAGUUUCGAGAAUGUUCGAGUCAUCGAAAACAUUCGAGGAAGUCAUCACGUAAUAGUGAAACAGAUUACUCACGCCGCAAUGCUUUGAGGACCAAUGUGUUUUUAUUUACUCUGUAG